UGUUCGUCUCAUAACAGCAAUAUCAUCGAUCGCCUUUCGCCUAUCAUAAACCUGUUCCCCUCACUCGGUUAAUUAUACCGAGUCAUCAUGUCCUUCUCCAACCCUCGAAGGACCCCGGUGACUCGUCCGGAUUCAGGUUCCGGCAAUGGCUUAUCUGUUAAGACGAACCUGACCCUGCAGAAGGGUGCGACCUUUCACUCUCCUGUUACCCCUCCAACUAGCUCAACUACUGCUACUCCAUUCAGAGUACCUUCGCUACCUCGACGUUCUCAGACCAAUCUCGACGAUGUUGUUGGUGCUCACAUUCGUCGUGCUGCCAUAAACAUCGGCAAGUUCGAGGUGACCCUGUCAGCUACCAAGGCUGAGCCGUUAUCACCAGUAAGCCCCUUGUCGGACGACUGUCUUCCUAUUCCCAGAGGCCUCUUGGACAACACCCUAGUAGGAGACAUAAUGUUCAAGGAGCCGUCUACUUUCGAGCCGGAGCGAAGGACAUUACGUCCUCGCAGCCGUCGCUCUUCUCAUCACCAUGAGUCUGAUAGUGGGUUGGGAACGUCCAUUGCGUCCACGGUCCAGAAACGAAAGGAUACCAAGUCUUCUGGCACCGGCGCUUCAACUAUAACUAGGUGGGCCACGGCGUCUCAAUCUAAGAAUAUUCAGCGUCUUAGCCAACGUGCUAGGAACCGCAUUACUGAGCAUAUCAUAAAACCGCUUUUGGGUGAUAAAUCCUUCAAGGAAUUUCAUCCCAUUGUCUAUGGCUGUCCCAGAAGGAUCCAGGAGGACCAGAUCGUUUGUCUUAGGGACCUCGAGAAGACACUCAUCUUUAUGGCACCGGUGAGUCAACUAAUGAAAGACCUUGGCGUAUGUGGAGUUACUUAUCGUGGGUUGUGCUUGAAGGACCAAACAAAGUCUGUCGAACUGUAUCGCGACUUCUGCCUCACAUCAAUUCGAUGUAUUCAAGCUACUGUCGAAUACCUAAGCGACCGAGAACAAACCCGACCGCACGACCGGCCUUACAACAGCGGCUACUUUAUUGAUCUCGUGGAACAAAUUCGCCUACACGCACAACAGAUGCAAGAGGCCCGUAAGAGGCAGGACGCUGGUGAAGAGUUGGACGAGAUGGAUGUUCACCCAACCGAUGAAGUAAAACUUUUCGGCGGUAUCGCAACCACCGGUCGACCCGUGGAGUUGGUUCGCGUAAAGAAGAACGGCAAGGUGAUCUCCAUAGCUACGGGAAAGCCUAUUGAGGACCUCGAGGAAGAAGUAAUAGGCCCCAUUCGAUUUAAGCGUUCAAUGAGCGAGCAGGCGGAGGACGAAGAAGAAAUCAUGCGAUCCAUGGCUCGCCGAAAGAAGAACGCUACACCUGAGGAGCUUGCUCCUAAAAAGUGCGCCCAUCCGGGUUGCAAUAAGGAGUUCAAGCGACCCUGCGACCUGACGAAGCACGAGAAGACUCAUUCUCGACCUUGGAAGUGCCCUAUUGCUACCUGUAAAUACCACGAUUACGGUUGGCCUACUGAGAAGGAGAUGGACCGCCAUGUCAACGAUAAACAUUCGGCAGCUCCUCCCAUGUUUGAGUGCCAUUUCAAGCCGUGCCCUUACAAGUCGAAACGUGAAUCCAAUUGCAAGCAGCAUAUGGAGAAAGCGCACGGCUGGACAUACGUUAGGACUAAGACCAAUGGCCAGAAGAAAGCAAGCAGCAAAGCGGGCAGCUCGGCCCAACCUACCCCUCUCAUCAAGGGCUUGCCCACCCCGAGCAGCGAGCAGACUGAUCUCGUAAUGACGCCACCUGAGGAUUCUCUGUUUGGUCACUACAACAAUGAGCACGAGUUCCCGACCUAUCCUUCGGACCAAGAAUUUAAUGCUAGCUUAUUUGACCCCCAGCCAUUUGAUGGUGACAUCCAAUUGGAAUAUUCUCCCGUUGACAACAACACACCUUCCAGUGCCGAUUCUGACCAGUUUAACACUUACCAAGACCUGAGCCCCGAGUUUACAGGCCAAUUUGAAGACAUCUACGGUGCACAUGUACGGUUACCAACGCCGUCUGACUCGGUUUACGACAAAGAUAUGGGUGCCUUUACAAGCUUCGUACCAGGUGCUUACCAACAGUUCUCCAUGGCACAGCUCUCCGGUGUAGGCAAUCAUCUCAUGUUGACACCACCAACUAUGGUGGACGAAGCCUUUGUAGACUUUCACCCUACUUGUCAAAACCAGUUUGACGAGGACUUCACCCUAUUCCCGUCUGCCACGAUGGAUAAGUCGAGCGAUUUUCAGGGUCUGUUUGGAAGUACGCCUAGCCUUGCUACCGGUUACAACCAGUCGUCCUCGCAAGACUAUAAUAACAUGGAUUUAUUCCCCAUGGACAUGGAUUGGACAUCAUCCGAUUUCCAAGGCUUUCCCACUAACUAGUUCUUUACAACUAGUAGUGACAACUUGGAGCCUCUAGUUGGAUGUAUAGUGGUUUUUGGUGACUUGUGUGCUUUGCAUACUUUCUUGCCUACCAGAGUUGUGCCAAUUCUGAUGAUGUUACGAUGAUAAAUGAGUGGCGCGUUUUUGGAGCAAAUUUUAGGGAAAGUUGAUUACAGGAUUUGCCCUUUAUGGUUGAAGGUCACGACAUUAUCAGCCGUGAAAAAAUCUAGGGUUCGACAGAGGAGGCUCUUUGCAGUCCGUCGCCCUGUGUACACAUUAUUAUUUUUGCAUUCAGUUUUAGCUUUACUGAUGUCUACUACUAUCGCAUAUUAUUGAUAUGGCAAAUAUGGCAGAAACUAUCUCGGAAACAUAGCUCUCAGACAGUGUUGCAGUUUUUACUACUAGUUGCAGAGUAUGGGAUCAACUGUAUCUCCAAUGAAAUAAAAAAAGAAUACUCAUAUCUACCUGGUACUUGUUUCUUGUCUCAGGUAUUUUUUUUUCAUCUUGGUGGAUAGGACCUCAGUCUAAUCGAACAGGUGAGGGGUCUUAAUAGUCGACAAUGGACCCACUUUCUUUCUUAGUAUGGACCAGUUGAAUUUACUUUUGCAAAGCUUUUAUUUUUUUUCUUCUCUUCUUUCUUCUCUUUUGCA
This is a messenger RNA of Daldinia caldariorum, 3053 nucleotides long. RefSeq lists its product as uncharacterized. The transcript is spliced from 2 exons. Lineage: Eukaryota; Fungi; Ascomycota; Sordariomycetes; Xylariales; Hypoxylaceae. Bases 88 to 2403 code for a protein of 771 amino acids. The record is from RefSeq and is a predicted model, not a curated record.